GGCUCAAUUGAUCUGCCGGGCGGGGUGUGAAACGUUCCUCAGGCGGGGCCUAGCCUGUGGACUGGCGGAGGGAGCACCACUGCAUGGGGGCAAAGACGGAGCCUGGGAGGCGAUCAGUAGCUUCUCGUAGCCUGGUUUGAAAAAAGGUUGUCCCUUAUCGGACCAAUGGAAGUGAGUGCCUGGACGGCUGGCUCCAAUGGCCCUACCGAGAUGUGCGGGGUGAUUCCCGAGAUUAACGGUGGGUACACGAGCGGCAAGUCGGGAUGGGGUAUUCUGGGCAAGAAGGUGAGGGUGACCCCCCACUGGAGUCUGGGUACCACGCUCACGACGGUUGAGUUGUGCUUGAGGCUAGGUAAAGGAAUAGCGAUGGAGGAAGAAAUCGAGGAUCAGCAGAGCAAAGGGAAUCAGGGCGCGAAUGGGGAUGGGGAACGAAACGAGGGAUCAGCAAGGGAUCGAGAGUCAGCCAAACUUGAAGGAAUCCGAGAAGACGGAAAGGACGCCUCAAGUGGAGAAAGCUCGGGGAAAGCUGGGGGUAGCAAAAGGGGACCUCAGGAAAACAGGGAAGGGGGAAAUGAUGUGAGAACAAGCCCUCGGAACUCAGCAGGAGCCACCCCUAAAAAGACGGAAGUCUCGGAUGCCAGUCGUAAACCGACAGAGAUAGAAAAGUGGACUGCAAAAUUUGGGGCAAGGUUUAUCGAGCAGAUGAUGGCCGGGGAUGAGGAGGACCCCCAGGGCGCAGGGUCACGUGAGGGACGCAGGACUGGUCAGGACGAGGCCUGGUAUGAGGGGAAGGAUAUGCCUAGCAAGAAGGGGAAGGACAAGAACGACCCCCCGACGGAGGGGAUGGAAAACGCUAUGACCCCGCCUGCCAUCGACAGCGGCACCAGCCGACUGCCAGCCUCGCCGAAAGUAACAGGGGCGUGCGAUGGACUCUGGAGCCUUAAGGAAAGGGUGCUAGGAUGGUUUGACCCAGAAGGAACGCCGAAAACCAGGGAGAAGCAGAGGGAAAGCAAGGAAGGGGAAGAGACCAGUGCAGAUGGAGAAGCGGGUAGCUCCGAAGGUGGUCUCAAGAGGAUAGUCACCACCCUCACCCGGGCACUAAAUAAGAACCAGGGAUAUCUCGCAGAUGCAAAGAAGAAACUCACGUUCGAUGGGGCAAACAUUAUGGAGUUUCUGAUAGACUAUGAAAACUUAGCAGCCUUACUAAAAUGGACGGAAGAGGAAAAGAUGGAGCACCUAGGGCAGCACGUGUCGCUAAGCUUGGGAAGGGACAUUAUGGCCAUCGUAGCGUCCCUCAAAGGCGAGAUCCUCGGACCCAGGGGAGAACGUGUCAAUUGGAACUCGCCAGAAGGGAUGCGGCGAGCCGUCAUUCUCCUGAAUAACUUAGAGACAGUUGCCGUAGAAGCAGAGCCGAUAGCCAAGAUUGUCUGGGACCAGCCAAGGGGACGGGGACCACAGGCCAAUUUUAUCCUAGAAGGCAAUGGGCAGGAUAGGGUAAAUAUCACUACCCGACGGGCUGGCGCGGAUAAGAAGCUCAUCCGAGAUACAGUAAUGGAAGAAGCCGCGGGGGCUAGUGCAGAGCAGGAGGAAGCUGAGGUCGGGGAACAGGAAAAGGUCUACGGAAAAACGAGGGAAGAAGAACCGGUAGACAAAGCCACGGCGGCAAAAAAGAAGUUCAGAUACCAGAUUCCGAUUCUGACGCUGCCGGAAUUAGAUGACACACUGAGCAAACUCCUGGGCACCAUGGUCUCAGUAUCCUUCCAGACCAUGCUGCAGGCAAGCCCGAGACUGCUCAAGGGCCUCAGGCAGCUAUUGACGCGUAGACGUAUAGAAGUAGAGGAGGCUCCGGAACCACAGGAACAAGGACCCGAGGAGGCAGAGGCGCCACAAGGAAUGCAAGUGACCCCUAUGGGUUUCACAAAUGCAGUAGCAGAGGUGCAGAGGAGGAUGCUCGUCGUCACAGGGGAUAUGUUUCCAGAGAAGUGUGAACCGUAUAUAGAUGAUAAUCGCGUAAAAGGAGCAAGGUACAAGGACGAGACAGAGGUCAAGCCGGGUGUGCAAAAAUUUGUCUGGGAUCACCUACAUGAUAUCAAGGAUCUCUUACAACGGUUCUUGCUUUAUAAUAUUACCGCAAGUGGGCCAAAGAGCAUCCUGGCUGUCCCGGAGGUAACUAUAUUGGGAUUUCGCUGUGGGGCCUAUGGGAGGAGACCCGACCCAACAAAGACAGAUAAGAUCUCUCAGUGGCCGACACCCCUGCGUACCACGACGGAAGUACGAGCCUUCCUAGGGGUGGUUGGAUUCUGGAGGAUCUUCAUCAAAGAUUUCGCAAAGAUAGCAGAACCUAUCCUCGCGAUGAUUAGGGAAGAUGACACUAUGGAUUGGACUGAGGAUAGGGAAGAGGCAGCCUUAACCCUCAAAGACAUCCUGUCAUCCGAUCAGGUCACUCUAGCAGCACCCUGUUUUAAUGACGAGGUAGGACGACCCUUCAUCUUAGAAACAGAUGGGGGACCGCUGUCAGUUGGAGGAGUAUUGAUACAGAGAAGCGAGGAGGGCAAGGAAAGGCCAAUCAGAUUUGAAAGUAGGACCCUGAAUUCGGCAGAACGGCGGUACUCACAGUUUAAGAAGGAGGUCUUAGCGAUUCUGCAUUGUCUUAAGACCUUCCAGGCAUACCUGCUCGGAAGGUGGAUAGGCUUCAUAUGGCAAUUCGACUAUAAGGUCGAGCGGAUUGCGGGGCUUCGAAACAGGGCAGAUGGGCUGAGCAGGGUAUGUAUCACACCAGAAGGAGUAGAGGACGAGGAACCAAUCGACGCCUUCCUGGAGUAUGAAGGAGUGAUCUUUGUGGUGGAUAAUGAGAUGGCAGAUCUAGCAAUUACAACAGGCAUGGUCACAACGUACUGUCAGACGUGUCUGAUAUGUCAAGAGAGGAGCUCCGUACGGGUUUACGAGCCCCUUAGACCCACUCGGGUACUAGGACCCGGACACCUUGUUCACCUCGACCUUGCGGUUAUGCCCGUAUCGACGGAUGGGUUUAGAUACAUCUUGGAUGCAAGGGAUAAUCUCAAUGGCUAUGUAGAGGCUGUAGCCCUCAAAAAGAAGACGGAAAAAGCGGUGGCCAAUUGGGUGGAAGAUUUCUACCUAAGACACCCCUUCGUGCGCAGGUUUAUAGCAGAUAAUGGGACAAAAUUCGUUAACCAGGAUGUAUUGAACAGGCUUAAGACACUGUGCGUACCAAUCAAGAUCACUGAACCCUACCACCCUGAGGCAAAUGCACCAGUAAAAAGGGGGCACCGGACCUUGAAAAACACAAUCGCUAAGCUUGCAGCAGACAACUUGGGGAACUGGUCACGGUACCUUAAGCAGACAGUCUUCUCUGAGAACAUGACACCAAAGAGAACGAUGGGAUGCAUUCCAGCGGAGCUAUGGUAUGGAAGGGAGAUUGACUUCCCAGUGGAGGCCCUCGUCCCUACUUGGAACAGGUUAGACGAUAAUCCGCACUUGACCACGGAGGAGUUAAUCACCGCACGUUGCCAGCAGGUCGCCAGGAAUGAGGAGGCAUUGGAGGAAGUMGUUAACCGUGUAACGGAUAACCGAAUGAAGGACAAAGCAAGAUCGGAAGAGGGACAGUCGUCAAGGCAAGCCGGAGAGUCAAGCUCCAGGAAAAGGAAGUUGUAUGUGGGGUUCGAUCACAACCUAGUUGUGAACAGGGGGGGCAAAAAACAAGGGACCAGAGGACCUUCACCACUGAAGGAAGGGGAGCCAAUAGAGUUGCCUUCAGAUAGUGAUCCUAGUAGUAAGGAAGAGGGGAACCUGGAAAAAAGGCAAAGGAUGGAGGAGGGGAACCCAGAGGAAGGACAACGGCCGGGAGAGAAUGAGCCCGUUGAGUUCAUUGACCUCACCAGCGACGAGGAGGAAGAUGAGGUAAGAACGCCCACAAGGGAAGAACGGGGAAGAGAGGACGAACCGGGUGAGGUAAAGGACAAAUGGAUAGAAGAGUUCGGGCCAACCUUCAACGACUGGUUUGACCAAUGGGGCACUAUCUUGCGAUUUCAAUGGAUAACGAAGGCAAGGGCAAAACUGGGCAGGGGAGAGGAUUUAUCCCCAACAACUUUUUUCACAGAGCAACACUCCUUCAGCUGCAAGAAAUAAAGAGGCAAAUGCAGCAGGAAAUGGAGGACCGUGCAAGGAGGGAGGCUCGACGCAGGCCACCUGGACAAUAGAGGUGUAGCAUGCGCAAUGAGAAAUAACUAGAAAUUGGAAGGGGUUGGUGUCUGGGCAGUCACAACCGCCAUUUUGGAUUUCGCCUUUGAACUUCUUUCUGAAUGAACUAUGAUGAGACAGCUGCUAAGCCCGAAGUGCCUAAAGGCUGGGUAUUGAAUGCUACUUCAUAUAAGUCGUUGCUUCUUCGGGAAUGGGCACGAGAGUUUUUUUCGCACUUAAAAGAGAACUGUGGAUGCCUGGGGUGGCUAAGGCAAAGUAAGGAGAAAACAAAGGGGCUUAGAUGAG
This is a messenger RNA of Chara braunii, 4503 nucleotides long. The record is from the annotation of a GenBank genome assembly. Lineage: Eukaryota; Viridiplantae; Streptophyta; Charophyceae; Charales; Characeae.